Molecule: messenger RNA, 829 nt
Organism: Papaver somniferum (opium poppy)
Lineage: Eukaryota; Viridiplantae; Streptophyta; Magnoliopsida; Ranunculales; Papaveraceae
Product: 1-phosphatidylinositol-3-phosphate 5-kinase FAB1B-like
Exons: 5
Coding region: 167-829 (220 amino acids)
Biological process (GO): phosphatidylinositol phosphate biosynthetic process
Cellular component (GO): endosome membrane
Molecular function (GO): 1-phosphatidylinositol-3-phosphate 5-kinase activity
Source: RefSeq, a predicted model, not a curated record
ACCACAUCCAAACCUCAGGGCUCUUCAUCAAAUAUUGCUUGCUUCACAAUCUGACAGGAUAGUCCCAUCCGAGAUAACCUCCUCAGCUGCUCCCUGCAAAAGAAGCUUGUUUUUUCCCCAAUCAUCCGGUUUGUCUAAGUUCCCCACUCCUCUAUACACAGAGGGAAUGGGUGGUAAUCCUCUUGCUAAGAAUGCUCAGUUUUGUUGGGGGAAUGAAGCAGCCACAAUUAAGUCAAUAUAUUUUCAGGAAAAGCGUAAGCACCUUGAGGUGCCAGGAUCUUUCAUAGAAGAUUUUCCUCCGUCCCCUUCGGACCAUCAAAGCAUCUUGGUUUGGUUAUCAGUCCGGUGUUUGCAGAAAGGAAUCAUUUGUAGAUGGGCUCAAAUCUUGCGUAUGAAAUACUAUGGCAGCUUUGACAAGACCUUGGGGAGGUUUCUAAGAGACGAUUUAUUUGCUCAGAGUUAUCACUGCAGUUCGUGUGAGAUGCCUUCAGAAGCACAUGUUCAUUCUUGUACUCAUCGGCAGGGCAGCCUCACGAUAUCUGUUAAGAAGUUUCUGGAAUUUCUCUUACCAGGUGAACGAGAUGGAAAGAUUUGGAUGUGGCACAAAUGCUUGUCGUGUCCUCGUUUAAAUGGGUUCCCACCAGCAAAUCCUACAGCUGUAAUAUCUGAGUCUGCUUGGGGUUUAUCUUUUGGGAAGUUCUGGAGCUUAGCUUUUCCAAACUGGCGAGGAUUCUGGGGAUCUAUCAGGGCUGUCCCGAUUUACAUCACAGGGGAGUUCUGGGAAGGGAGGAUAGAAAUUGACUUGAUUCUCUUUGAGUUCAGUUUGUGA